AUGGAUGAGGUCUGCUUAAUUCAUGCAUCAAUAUCCUUCAGAACAAUCUAUUUGCGAUUUUCUGUCGUUAUGUUUUCAGUAAAUGGAAACGAUAUUGUUGAUUGCAUUCCUGGGCUCUCUCCAACUCGUGGAGUGGAUCUUCCCACAGUCAUGAGGUUGGAAGAAAACUACCAACGCUUUCUAAAAGCGCCGUUGCAGGCAAUUCAUAAAGCACGAUAUCUUCUCUUAGCUUCUGUUUAUGAGCUUGAAGCCGAAGUCAUUGAUGCUCUGAAUGCAAAAGCUUCAUGUUCAAUCUAUACAAUUGGCCCUACGACACAUUUCAAAGUUGAAGACAGUAAUGGUGAUCUUAACUACUUGAAGUGGUUAAACCUUCAGCUUCCAAACUCGGUUUUGUUUGUUUCAUUUGGCAGCUAUCUCUCUAUUUCGAGCUCCCAAAUGGAUGAAAUUGCAGCUGGAUUGUGCAAAAGUGGAACACGUUUCUUGUGGGUGGCACGAGGUGAGACAUUGAGGUUAAAAGAGAUUUGUGGGGGAAAAGGGUUGGUGGUGCCUUGGUGUGAUCAGUUAAGUGUGCUAUGUCAUCCUUCUAUUGGGGGUUUUUUGUCGCACUGUGGUUGGAAUUCCACCAAAGAAGCUAUUUUAGCAGGAGUUCCUAUGCUUGUGUUCCCCAUAAUGAUGGAUCAGGUUACCAAUGCUAAGAUGAUUGUUGAAGAUUGGCAAAUUGGAUGGAGGGUGAAGAGAGAAUUCGACAAGGACAACUUGGCAAAACGAGAUGAAAUUGCAGAACUUGUGCAGAAAUUUAUGGACUUAGAGAGUAGAGAGAGGAAACAACUUACAAAAAAGGCUAUAGAAAUCCAACAAGCUUGUGAAAGAGAAUUUGCAGAAGGUGGGCCAUUCCAAACUUACCUAGAUGGUUUUAUUCGAUCGAUUUUGCAAUACCAUCAUCAUUGA
Molecule: messenger RNA, 948 nt
Organism: Fraxinus pennsylvanica
Lineage: Eukaryota; Viridiplantae; Streptophyta; Magnoliopsida; Lamiales; Oleaceae
Source: the annotation of a GenBank genome assembly